Drosophila rhopaloa is the source of this 6133-nucleotide messenger RNA. RefSeq names its product phospholipid-transporting ATPase ABCA3. Lineage: Eukaryota; Metazoa; Arthropoda; Insecta; Diptera; Drosophilidae. Gene Ontology annotation, molecular function: ATP hydrolysis activity; ATP binding; lipid carrier activity. Gene Ontology annotation, biological process: lipid transport; transmembrane transport. Gene Ontology annotation, cellular component: intracellular membrane-bounded organelle; membrane. The record is from RefSeq and is a predicted model, not a curated record.
CUUUAAAAUCGAACACUGAAUACACUAAACACGGUUGUUAAAGUGGCGUUGGCGAAAUGCAAAGAAAUUCAACAAUGAGUCGUAACUUGACAUUUUGUCAAAAGUAUCAGUUACUGCUAUGGAAGGACAUGAAAAUACAAUUUGCAAAUGUAGUAGAAUUCAUUAUGAUAAUUUUACUUGCUGCCCUUAUGCCUUUGUUGAUAUCCAUUGGAACGAAGGUUGCAAAAUCGAUGUUUCCCUUCGACAUAGAACUGGAAAAAGGGCCCGAUCCAAAAAGUGUUAAAACAAGUUUAUUUAAGGAGCUUUAUUUUACACCUUACAAUGGUCUUAUUGAGAAACUUGUUUUUGAACUUGCUAAUAUCACCGACUUUACGCAUUGCGAAAGUUUUGACGAGACUGAAGAGCUCUACCUUAAAAUGUUAAAAAACCAAAAAGCAGUCGGGAUUGAGUUCCCCCCUGAGUGGGAUUAUUUUACAACCCUUCCCGACACCCUAAAUUUUACAUUAUAUAUGCCGGUAUAUAUAAAAAGUAGUAGUUUCAAAUAUUUCGAAUCAGGAUUUUUAUUAAUGCAAGAACAGCUAUCACAAAUAUUUAUUAAAUGGAAGAGUAAAGGCAGGAAAAAUAUUACGUCGGUUCGGAUGAAUCAUUUUCCUUACCCCAGAUAUGUGCCAAAUCACUACUCGGAAUCAGCUAAAGUCAUGGCAUACAUGUCCAUAGUAUCCUUUUUUCUUCCCUGCAUAACAAUCGCCAAGUAUAUAGUAGCCGAAAAGGAGUACCAGCAAAAAGCAAUAUUAAACGCAAUGGGAUUUAGAAACAGUAUUCAUUGGUUUGCCUGGUAUACGAAAUCGAUGGUACUGCUAUUACUAUGCGUGUUAAUUAUGAUUAGUAUUUUUGCAACUGGAAUGAUUUAUGAAUUCAGUAACCUGCUCUGUCUUUUCGUCGUACUUCUUGUUUACAUCCAUUCACUCGUGUUCUUUGCCUUCUUCGUAAGCUCACUUUGUUCAAGAAGUUAUUGGGCCGUCGUGAUUGCACUUUUGCUCUAUGCGGCCACGGUUAUUCCCUUUGUGAUUGUGGGCACGAAAAGAGCAAGUCUUGCCGCACAAACGGCUGCCUGUUUUGGACUGAACUCGGCCCUGUUCUACAUAUUGCAUUCCGUGGCCACCAUGGAGGCUCAGUCGGUGGGAAUACAGUGGUACACCAUGGCCAAAACCGCAUCAUAUGGCCAUAAGCUGAGCAUAGUUGUCAUUAUGCUAAUCAUGUUUGCAAUCAGCUGGAUCGAACUGCUGAUAUGUCUCUACAUUGAGGAGGUGCGACCCGGCGAGUUUGGUGUGCCCCACCCAUGGUACUAUCCAUGUCAGAAAAGGUACUGGUGUCCACACCGAUUUGUACCACCGCUUCUGCCGAAGUCAAGGAAUUUGAAUUUUCCACUUCCAUUCGGAUUACUUCUUCCCAAUCCAGACGAUCAAAGACCGACGGGAAGCAUUCAGAAGAGACCAAAAGAUAAAAAAAUUGGUGUCGAAAUAAGGAAUCUCAACAAAACGUUUGGACAUCGCGAGGUGGUGAAGAAUUUAACCUUUAAUAUGUACGAGAAUGAGAUUACUGCCCUGCUGGGACACAACGGUGCUGGGAAGACCACCACCAUACUGAUGCUUUGUGGCAUGUUGCCACCCACAUCCGGAACAGCCCUUAUUAAUGGCUAUGAUAUAGUUAGGGAUCGAAUGAUAGCCAAAAGUAACUUGGGCAUCUGUCUCCAACGCAGUGUCCUCUUCAAGGGGCUAAGCGUGAGUGAUCACAUCUACUUCUUCAGCCGCUUGAAGGGCUAUACAAAAAAAGAGGCCAGUAUAGAGGCGGAUGUUUACAUCAGCAAGCUCCACUUGACCGAGUUUAAAAAGUUGCACGCCUUGAAACUAAGCGCCGGCAAUCAGCGAAGAUUGUCCCUGGCCUGCGCCCUGUGCGGUGGCUCCAAGGUGAUCUUCUGUGACGAACCAUCCUCCGGUUUGGAUCAGAUGGGACGCCACGAUCUCUGGCGGCUGUUGCAGAAGGAGAAGUUCGGCCGCACCGUCCUGAUGACCACCCAUCUCAUGGAGGAGGGCGAGAUCCUCGGCGAUCGCAUCGCCAUCAUGUGCGAGGGACAGCUCCACUGCUACGGCACACUGAGGUUCCUUAAGCAAUCGCAAAACACCAGCUACACGCUAUCCUGCGCAAUGGGCGCCAAUUGCAAGGUGGAUAAGGUGACGGAGCUGGUAACGCGAUACGUGCCCACCGCCACUUCGGUUGUGCGCGGCUUGGAUGUCAACUACAAACUGCCGCGAAACAAAAUUGACAAAUUCUCGGAAUUAUUUCGCGAGCUUGAGCAUAGUAUAGAGAGCCUUGAUAUCAUCGAUUUUGGCUUGUCCGAUUCUAGUCUGGAGGAGAUCUUCCUUAGUCUGCAUUCGGACCGUCUUGUCGGCGGAGCUGAUCCAGGAGAUGAAGAGAGAUCUGAUUUUGGAGGUCAAACUGAAUUUUCGAAACGAUCAAAAGUAAAAAGGGCGAAAGAAGCGCCAACAACUUCACGAGACAAAUCCCAAUUAGAACAGGAACCGGAACCAGAACGGAAGAAAGUACCAAGACCCAAAAGGUUGCCAGAACCGAGAAAACCACCAGAGUCGAAGCCCACACAGAUAAUAACCGUGCCGAAGGAAAGAUUGAGGCCAAUGAUCAGAAGAAAAGUGAGCUGCACGCGCCAAUUGCAGGCAAUGAUGAUAAAGAAAGCUAAUUACACAGUCAAUCAUAUUUUCAUAUUUCUAUUAAUCCUGAUCAUACCACUUAUAUAUUUUUUCAUAGUCCUUGGGACCACCGAUCUUGCGAAAGAUAUCCCACGAAAAAAACUGCCAAUUGUGCUGCCACUGUCAUUAGACUAUUAUAACUAUGAUGACAUGAUCAUCUUACUUGAUGUCAACAAUAAGUUGUAUGAAAAAGAGGGGAAUGCCUAUGUGAAAUUGGUUAAAAGCCCUGCCACGGUACAAAAGAAAGACUCAAUUUUUUCGUACAUUAUUAGAGCAUCGCCAUUGAUACGCCGUGAUAUCAAUCGAAAGUUUGUUUGUGGGGCUUCAUUUGAUAAUGAAUCGGCUAUAACUGCGUGGUUCAAUAGCGAUGCGUUUGAACACUCGGCACCCAUUGCCAUGAAUCUGGUAUACAAUGCCCUCGGAAAAGUAGCCUGUGGUAACAGAUUUGGCAUUGUUGUAAACAGAGGUCAGUUGGAAGAUCAUAGUGUGAAAUAUAGAAGAUUGGGAAAACAUAAAUAUAAACGGCAGGAUAGUGUUGAUUAUGAAAAAGAAACGAAAGAAAAUGAAGAAAAUCGUAUCGUUAGGCACAAUGUUUCUGUUUCCUAUAAUACGCUUGCAGAUUCGGAAACUAAUAAUCUUCUAAUACAUCAGAUGUCUAUUGCAGAAUCAGCAACAACCUUAUUUAAUGAAACGGAUAGUAUGAAAAGAAUUUUUGGUGGCACUAUUGUAACAACUGUAUAUCUAGCUUUAGCCUUGAGCAUUUUUGUCGUGUUUGUAACGGAGGAACGCGUCCAGCAAAUGAAAUUGCAACAGGAAAUACAAGGACUUACUCCAUUCAUUUUUUGGUUGACCCACUUUUUCUGGGACUAUCUAAUCUUUUUUAUAUUUAUGCUGGCACUAACCAUUGCUCUAUAUCAAUCCACAAUUUGGUACCAAGUCCUAGUCAUCUUCCUAUUUAUAGGAUUCGCUUGCUUGCCGUUCAUCUACCUUUGCAGUCUGAUGUUCACUAAGCCAGCUACUGCGUUCGCUGUAAACUUUACGGUUCACGUGGUAACGGGUGGAAUACUACUAACCUGUGUCUAUUUGUUGAGAUUCUCUGUCAGUUCAGAAGAUGUAUUUCUUAUAUUUGCCAUAUUCCCAAUGUACGUGGGUGCCUUUGGUCUUUUUAAAUGCCUUUCACUGCAAGAAUAUUGCGGACGUGAGUUACUUCCUCCAAUCAAUGAGCUCAAAUGCAGAUUUGGAAGCGGUAACGUAUUCUGUGCAUGUCAAGAGGAAUAUAAAUGGGCAGACCUUUGGUUACUAUUGAUUCAUGGCUUUAUGUGGUUUUUCUUCCUUUGGAUUACGUGCUUCAGCCGCGAGAUUAGCCAUAUUUGUACCUCUAGCAAAUCAAAUCGUAUCUGGGACGAUGAAUCUGACAAACACGGCAGGGUGCUUGAUGAGGAACAAAGAGUGGCAGACAUUCCCAAGUACGAUCAUGAAGACUAUCCCCUAAUUGUGGACCAGGUUAAAAAGAAUUACUGCCGCACGAAAGCAGUCAAUUUAGUUUCAUUCGCGUUGGAACCCGGCGAUUGUUUCGGGUUAUUGGGCGCCAAUGGAGCCGGCAAGAGUACUAUGUUCCGGAUGAUUGUGGGCGAGACCAGCAUGACCGGUGGAAACAUCUAUGUCAAAGGAUAUAGCAUGCGGGAACACAUGACCUCGGCCAUGAAAAACGUGGGCUACUGUCCGCAGUUCGACACUCUCCACAGCUUUCUCACCGGCCGCCAAACGCUCAAGAUUUUCUGCCUGCUCCGAGGAGUGCCGAAGUAUCAUCUGAAUUGGGUCUCCGAACGGUUGGCAUACGACUUUGGAUUCAGGGACCAACUGGAUAAGAAAAUCCAUACCUAUAGUGGCGGGACUAAAAGAAAACUGACGACAGCCCUCGCUGUCAAUGGCGGAUGGUUGGUGUGCCUCGACGAGCCCAACAACGGAGUUGAUCUCUUGGCCCGCCACUUUUUGUGGCAGAAAUUGGAGACCGUAGUCACGGAUGGCAGGGCAGUACUCCUGACCACCCAGAACGUGGAGGAUGUCAACGCCCUUUGCACCAGAGUCGGCUUACUGGUCUCAGGCGAGCUGACGUGCAUCGGAUCGGUGCAGCAGGUGCGAUCAGAAGUUUCUCAUAUCAUGGUGCUUGGGAUCCAGGUCAAGGUCAAGAACGAUCCCCAAGCGCAGAAGGAGGUUCUGGAAACAGUUAUGGCUGAAAUAGAUAAUCUCUUUCCAGCGUCACUUUUACAGGAAGCGUUAGGAAAUUCCCUUAGAUAUCAUAUAUAUAAAAGUGAUACAACGUGGUCCAACCUUUUUUACCAGAUGGAACUAAAACGGAACGACGGUAAAUUGGAAGACUAUUCCAUAACUCAAGCUUCCCUGGACGAAAUUUUAAUGGAACUGAAUAACGAAGAAUUUAAUAUAAACGUUGACUCAGACUCAUCUGUAGAUAUGGAGGAAGUUGUGAUUGUCAAGACAAAUAAAAAAAAAUUUUCAAAUUUAGAUAUAACAAAAUUUGAAAAAGAAGAUAAACAAAGGAAAAAAACAGAUAAAAUUAAAGAUGAUGAAGGAAAGAAGGAACGAGAACUAAAGAGGAAAAACGACAAAGCAAAAGGAAAAGGAAAGGGAAAGGAAAAAGGAAAAGACAAAAUACGGAGACCAGCAUCAUCCUCUGAAAGUACUGAUAGUGAUAUUCAAUGAUAAAGGAAAACACCUAACUAAAACAUUAACAAAUGACAAGAGUACCCAAACCAUUACGAUAUGAGCCUAUAAGAAAUUUAGUAGUUAAAUAGCAGCCGACCGUAUUUGUAUUCAUUAAGGAAAUGUUUGCAAGUUUGCCCGCGUUUCCUUUUCUCUCAUCCUUCGACCCUGCACUUUGGCUUUUUGGUGAGCCUGGCUGCGUUCCGAGGGCAACGGUUGAUUAAAAUGUCAAAUGCCUUGCAUAUUUUAAAUGCCAUCGCGUCAACCCCAGAGGAAAAUUCAUCCGAAAAUUGAGGCUCAAGCUGAAAACCAGCAAGGACCAUACAACGGGGCAAUUAAGGACGAGAAGACCUCAGCUAAAACCAAGGACGAGCUCCAUAAUAAGAAUGGCGCAUAUUUAAUUGCCACUUCUGGAAGAUGACAGGUGCUGUAAUACAUACAUACAUAUAUGGUGGAGAAGUCGUCCCACUCUCAUUUUGGCUACAAUUUCAAGAAUAUUUUGAUAUAAUUUGUAUCACUAAAUUAUCUGAAUUUGUAAAGAUUUUUAAUACUUUUAAGGUACGAUAAAUAGAAUAUAAAUUUAUGCUUUCUCCUUGUACAACACAAAGAUAUUAAUUAAUAAUAAAAACACUUUUAUACAAAAAUAA